AAGACAGAGAGAAGAGGGGGAGAGGUUGGUGGGGAGAUUUUACUGAUUGUGGGUGGGGGGGGAGGAGGUGGAGAGUCGUUGGAGCUGUUCUCGGUCUGCUCUUCUUCAUCGGAGGGCGUGCAAAUUUGGGAUCUUUCUGGGCGUUGCGAGUUCUCUGUUUUUCUCUUUCCCCCCUCUCUUGCUGAGGGCGCUCCCCGAAUUGGGUUCUCUUCACCCGCCCGUCGCUGUUGUUGGGCUCUCCGGUUCUUCAAGGGGGGGCAUUGGUGGGGAGUCCGGGUGUGGCGGCGCCGGUCUGGAGAUUCGCGAGUGCCACUCCGUUGUCGCGUGUUUUCCGGUGGAGCUUCGGUCCGUAACAGUGCCUUGAAUUGUGGGGGUGGGGUGGGGGGGGGGGGGGGGGCUUCGAGGAGUGUUGAAGAAGCUAAUGUUCCUUCUGAUGGAGAGCAAUAAAGGUCAUAAAGUGGAGGGAGGGCUUCUCUCAUCAGUCAUCAACUGGAGCUAAAGUGUGUGCGUAUGGUGUCUCUCUGUUUUGGUAACGGAAGUUGAAAAGCAGAGAGAGAGAGACAGAGAGAGAGUUUUGGUUUUCCUGGGAAUCUCAUAGACCCUCGCUUUUGCUUUCUCUUUGCGAUUUUGAAAUUUGGCGGAUCUGCUUUUGAUCUUUGGCCCUCACUUCGGACUUGAAAUAAAAGUUGCGUUGUGGUUUUGAACCCGAGAUAAAAACUGGGUCUUGCACUUUCUUCACCUUCUUCUUCUUCACUGUCAGCUCGGUGUUGAGUGUACCGGGUGGGAAGCAUUCAUGCAUCUUUCACUAUGGAAGCCUAUAUCUCACUGUGCAGCUAUCAUAUUCUUGGAGAAGAGAAGCAGGAGGAGAAAGGGAUCUGCUUUCGAUGACGGCAAGCGAAAGCCGUCGACACUGCGCCAGUUGCAAGAGAACAGGCUUAGAGAGGCUCUGGAAGAAGCUUCCGAAGAUGGGUCUCUCAAGAAGUCCCAAGACAUCGAUACCGAGUCCCCCAAUCAAGACAACAGCAUCGGGAGAUCAAGAUCUCUCGCCCGGCUUCAUGCCCAGAAGGAAUUCUUGCGAGCCACGGCCCUUGCUGCGGAGCGCAUUUACGGCAGCGAAGACUCGAUUCCUGAUCUAACGGAAGCGUUCAACUUGUUCCUCACAAUGUACCCCAAGUUCGAGUCCACUGAGAGAAUCGACCAUUUGAGAUCGAACGAGUACGGACACCUCUCCGAAGCUUUCGCCAAGGUAUGUCUCGAUUACUGUGGAUUCGGGUUGUUCUCUUAUCUUCAGACCCAGCAGUAUUGGGAGUCGUCAGCAUUUACCUUGUCCGAGAUAACGGCGAAUUUGAGUAACCAUGCUUUGUAUGGUGGGGCUGAGAAAGGUAGUGCAGAACAUGAUAUCAAGACUAGGAUCAUGGAUUACUUGAAUAUUCCUGAAAAUGAGUAUGGACUUGUGUUUACGGUGAGUAGAGGGUCUGCAUUUAAGUUGCUGGCCGAGUCUUAUCCUUUCCAUACGAAUAAGAAGCUGCUGACUAUGUUCGAUCAUGAGAGCCAAUCUGUCAAUUGGAUGGCUCAGAGUGCUAAAGAAAAAGGUGCUAAGGUACAUAGUGCCUGGUUCAAAUGGCCUACUUUGAAACUUUGCUCGAGGGAGCUGAGAAAGCAAAUAUCGAGCAAGAAAAGGAGGAAGAAGGAUUCGGCCGUUGGGCUUUUCGUUUUUCCCGUCCAGUCUAGGGUAACUGGUGCCAAGUACUCUUACCAGUGGAUGGCACUUGCACAGCAGAACAAUUGGCAUGUAUUACUUGAUGCCGGUUCAUUGGGUCCCAAGGACAUGGAUUCUCUUGGUCUCUCCCUCUUCCGACCGGAUUUUAUCAUCACGUCGUUUUACAGGGUGUUUGGAGCUGACCCAACGGGAUUUGGAUGCCUCUUGAUCAAAAAGUCUGUGAUGUCCAGCCUGCAAAACCAGUCUGGACUCACUGGCACUGGAAUGGUGAAGAUCGUCCCGGUAUUUCCCCAAUAUUUGAGUGAUUCUAUGGAUGGUCUUGAUGUAUUUGCGGGAUUUGAAGAUGAAGUGAUGAACGGUAAAGAAGAACCCACACCUGAAGCUCAAGGUGGGUCAAGUAUGCCUGCAUUUUCAGGUGUAUUUACAUCCAAUCAAGUGAGAGAUGUCUUUGAGACCGAGUUGGAACAAGAUAACAGUUCGGAGAGGGAUGGAGCGAGCACCAUAUUCGAGGAAAUGGAAAGCAUUUCAGUUGGAGAGGUCAUGAAGAGUCCUAUAUUCAGUGAAGAUGAUUCUUCUGACAAUUCAUACUGGAUCGACCUAGGUCAAAGUCCCUUUGGUUCUGACCACUCUGGCCAAUUUCCCAGGCACAAAACAAGCCCACCAUUGCAGCAGUCGUGGAUUUCUGUCAGGAGAAACAAUAAGCGCGUCUCACCUAAGCCUGCAUCAAGGAUAUCUAUGAGCCCUAUUUACGAUGAGCGCAGAGUCAAUCUCAGACUGCAGGAAGAUCCUGUGUUGUCUUUUGAUGCAGCUGUGCUAUCAGUGUCGCAGGAGUUGGAUCGCGUGAAGGGAAUUCCUGAAGAGGAAGAACUAGAUUCUGCUGUUGGAAGCAGGGAAGUUUCUGCGACCUCCCAUCAUUCAGGGGAGAUUCAGGAAGAACGUGAAAUCCAGGGCGAACCUGGGUUCAAUGGUUCCAAGUUGAGCGCCAGCAUAAAUGGAUUCAAACCCAGUCAGUGUCAUGGUCUCCAGAAUGGACAAGUGGAGAGUUCCUUGCAAUCGGACUUUUGCCGAGAAGUGAAAGAAAGUGCUAUUAGGAGAGAGACCGAGGGCGAGUUCAGACUUUUGGGUGGAAGAGAAAGAAGUAGAUUCUCCAUAUUAGAAGACAGUAACCGGUUUGCGAGCAUGGGUCGCAGGGUAUCUUUCAGUGUGGAAGACAACCAUACUGGAAGCUCGAGCCACUUGUAUCAUCCAGGGGAAGCUUCCAUGACUUCUCUUGGUGAUGAAGAGUCGUUGAGCAAUGGGGACUAUGAUGAUGGGCAAGAGUGGGGAAGACGGGAGCCAGAGAUAAUCUGCCGGCAUCUUGAUCACGUGAACACUUUAGGUCUCAAUAAAACCACUUCGAGACUACGCUAUUUGAUUAAUUGGCUCGUCACUUCGUUACUUCAACUGCAGCUACCCAAUUCGGAAGGGGCUGUUAAAAUUCCCCUUGUACAAAUAUAUGGCCCCAAGAUUAAGUACGAGAGAGGUGCCGCUGUGGCGUUCAAUAUACGAAAUGGUGGAGAAGGAGGGUGGGUCCUCCCAGAGAUUGUUCAGAAGCUGGCUGAGAAGAACGGAAUAUCACUAGGGGUCGGAAUUCUCAGCCAUAUACGGAUAGUAGAUGCCCCGAAACAGCGACUUGGGUCUCUUGAUCCUGAAUCUAUGGCCUUGUGCAAGCCGAUGGCGAACGGAUACAAGGGAGGGAAGAAUGCGUUCUUCCGAGUUGAGGUUGUUACCGUGUCACUCGGUUUCCUGACCAACUUCGAGGAUGUCUACAAGAUGUGGGCGUUUGUUGCCAAAUUCCUAAGUCCUUCAUUCGUGAACGGGGAUGCUUUGUCUACUGUUCCAGAGGAAUUGGAAACGUAGUGUAGGAAGGGGCAUCCGUGGGUUUUCUUUCCAAAAUCCUUGAUGUAGGCCACCGGUGCUUUUUGCAGCAGAGUGUGGUCAGAAGUUUUUUGAGCUUGACGCAAGGGUUUCACUGGUUGAUUCUAUAGUAGCAAACAGCAGAUCAUGUAAAGGUUUGGUUAUCUUUCUGGUUUUUUUCCCUCCCUUUUGGGGCUCUUUCACUGGAGACUGAUCCUCGUGAGGAGAUGAAUUUGUUUAUUCUUGUGGUCACAUUACAUCUACUGAAUGUCUUCCCUUCCUAUGUAUUACUCAUGAUUCGGUUCCGUGUAGAGUUUAAUGUACUGAUUAGCAUAUAAACAGUUCAGGAAGUAAAAUGGGAUUUUCGAGAUGAA
Molecule: messenger RNA, 3990 nt
Organism: Syzygium oleosum
Lineage: Eukaryota; Viridiplantae; Streptophyta; Magnoliopsida; Myrtales; Myrtaceae
Exons: 2
Coding region: 794-3619 (941 amino acids)
Source: RefSeq, a predicted model, not a curated record